Molecule: messenger RNA, 1602 nt
Organism: Cladophialophora psammophila CBS 110553
Lineage: Eukaryota; Fungi; Ascomycota; Eurotiomycetes; Chaetothyriales; Herpotrichiellaceae
Exons: 3
Coding region: 1-1602 (533 amino acids)
Source: RefSeq, a predicted model, not a curated record
AUGGGCGAAACGACCUCGCCGUCGGUCUCGAGACCCAAUAUCAUCUUCAUUAUGGCCGACGACCAUGCGUCCAAGGCUAUCAGCUGCUACGGAGCUGGCAUCAACCACACGCCAAACAUUGACCGCUUAGCAACCGAGGGGAUGAAGUUCAAUCACUGCUACGUGACGAACUCGAUCUGCACGCCAUCUCGGGCAUCUAUUCUGACCGGAACCUACAACCAUGUCAACGGAGUGAUGACCCUUGACAAUCAUAUCAACAAAUAUAUACCCAAUGUCGCAAAACAUCUGCGCUCGGCAGGCUAUCAAACUGCUAUGGUUGGCAAAUGGCAUCUUGGAGAGGGUACUGCUCAUGAACCAUCCGGAUUUGACUACUGGUCGGUCUUACCGGGUCAAGGCGACUAUUGGGACCCGGAGUUCAUCGAGCCUUCUGGCAGCAAGAUUGAGGAAGGCUACGUCUCCGACAUUAUUACAGACAAAUGCCUGCAAUGGAUAGGAUCGCGGGACAGGACACGGCCGUUUUUCCUCAUGUCUCAUCAAAAAGCUCCUCACCGCUCAUGGGAAUGCGACAUCAGGCACAAACACCUGUACACGGAACCAGUCCGCCUUCCUGACACGUUCACUGACGACUAUAAGAACCGAGCGAAAGCGGCCAAAGUGGCCAAGAUGCGGGUCGCCGAAGACUUGACUUACCAGGACCUGGGCCUGGUCCAACCGGACGGUGGGCGACGGGUGGGAGAGAAGGUGCAGCAGGAGAAAGGGGCCAGCGAGCGCAAGAUUCCCGCACCGUCGGACGAGACAGGUGUGAAAUCCCUGCGGCUGAUAGACAAGGAUGAUGGGACCGCUUUCACGUUCAACUCCGCCGCCAAGCUCGCCGAGUUCAAAUUCCAGCGGUACAUGCAGCGGUAUCUGCGCACCAUCCAGUCCAUCGACGACAACGUCGGUCGACUUCUACAAUACCUGGACGACGAGGAAGGAGGCUCGUUGAAAGGAGACACGAUGGUCAUCUACACGUCCGACCAAGGCUUCUUCCUCGGCGAGCACGGCUGGUUCGACAAGCGCUUCAUGUACGAAGAAUCCUUCCAGAUGCCCUUCUUGAUCCGCUACCCGGCCGAGAUCGCCCCGGGCUCAGUCUGCAACGACAUCAUCUCUAACGUCGACUUUGCGCCCACGUGGCUCGACUACGCGGGGCUGACGAUCCCGAACUACAUGCAAGGCGUGUCGUUUCGGGUCCUGCUGCGCGGCGGUGGCGUCGUCCCCGCGCCGCGAGACUGGCAACAGGUCGCCUACCACCGAUACUGGAUGCACAACGACAUCAUCCACCAAGCCUACGCGCACUACGGCGUCCGCAACCAGCGCUACAAGCUCAUAUACUGGUACAACGAGGACUUUGGAGUCUCGGGCGCGCGUCCCAGUCCGCCCGGCGACGAGGACAAAGAAUGGGAGCUCUUCGACUGCGACAUGGACCCGCUCGAGCUGUUCAACGUCUACCACGACCCCCGGUAUCAAGAUGUGGUGAAAGAAAUGACGCGUCUGUUGGAGAUGAAAAUGGCCCAGAUCGGUGACGAGCCUGUCCACCCUCGUGCUUUGACCGCCAAACUGUGA